Gossypium raimondii (Peruvian cotton) is the source of this 1680-nucleotide messenger RNA. RefSeq names its product actin-100. The transcript is spliced from 5 exons. The coding region runs from base 286 to 1416 and encodes 376 amino acids. The record is from RefSeq and is a predicted model, not a curated record. Lineage: Eukaryota; Viridiplantae; Streptophyta; Magnoliopsida; Malvales; Malvaceae.
UUUUACAUUUUUUCCAACUCGUUUUCUUUUCUUUUCCACGCUGCACCUUUUUCAGAAUAAUUUAUCUUUUUCUCAGCAGCCAAACAAGGCUUAAACUGAAUUUGGGUUGAAUUUCAUUUGCAUUUCACUCUGAUUUAUAUAUAAAAACCGCUGCUAAGUGCUAACAUUUACCCUUCUCUGUAUUUUCAAAUUCUCAGUCAAAAUUUUCUUUUUCAUAUCCUCUCAUUUCAAAAAGCACAGAAGCUAAGCGGUUUUUUUUUUUGCUUAAACAAAGGUUAAUACGAGAUGGCGGAUGAGGAUAUUCAACCUCUUGUCUGUGACAAUGGAACUGGAAUGGUUAAGGCUGGUUUUGCUGGUGAUGAUGCCCCUAGGGCUGUGUUCCCUAGUAUUGUUGGUCGCCCACGGCACACGGGUGUCAUGGUUGGGAUGGGUCAAAAGGAUGCUUAUGUAGGUGAUGAAGCACAAUCAAAGAGAGGCAUCCUUACCUUAAAAUACCCUAUCGAACAUGGCAUUGUUAGUAACUGGGAUGAUAUGGAGAAGAUUUGGCACCAUACUUUCUACAAUGAGCUGCGUGUUGCCCCUGAAGAACAUCCGGUACUUCUUACAGAAGCACCACUAAACCCUAAGGCUAAUAGGGAGAAGAUGACCCAAAUUAUGUUUGAAACAUUCAAUGUGCCGGCUAUGUAUGUUGCUAUUCAGGCCGUUCUUUCACUUUAUGCCAGUGGUCGUACAACAGGUAUUGUCUUGGAUUCCGGUGAUGGUGUGAGCCACACAGUGCCAAUUUAUGAAGGCUAUGCCCUUCCCCAUGCUAUUCUCCGGUUAGAUCUUGCUGGUCGUGAUCUUACGGAUUCCUUGAUGAAGAUCUUAACCGAGAGAGGCUACUCUUUCACAACAACUGCCGAACGAGAAAUUGUUCGUGACAUGAAAGAAAAACUUGCUUAUGUUGCUCUCGAUUUUGAGCAAGAAUUGGAGACUGCCAAGAGUAGUUCUGCUAUUGAAAAGAGUUACGAAUUGCCUGAUGGACAAGUAAUCACAAUUGGAGCAGAGAGGUUCCGUUGCCCCGAAGUACUCUUCCAACCAUCUCUGAUUGGUAUGGAAGCAGCCGGAAUCCAUGAAACUACAUACAACUCCAUCAUGAAGUGUGACGUUGAUAUCAGGAAGGAUCUAUACGGAAACAUCGUGCUUAGCGGUGGAUCAACCAUGUUCCCUGGUAUUGCCGAUAGGAUGAGCAAGGAAAUCACAGCUCUUGCCCCUAGCAGCAUGAAGAUCAAAGUGGUCGCACCUCCAGAAAGAAAAUACAGUGUCUGGAUCGGAGGAUCCAUUUUAGCAUCUCUUAGCACCUUCCAGCAGAUGUGGAUUUCCAAGGGUGAGUAUGAUGAAUCGGGCCCUGCAAUUGUUCACCGAAAGUGCUUCUGAUUUAGACGAUUCUAAACCGAAGUCCACAUUGACGUAGCUGAUACGUAUAGUUGAUGCUUCGGGUGCUCUCCAUGGUUAGAUUUCCGAUUUUUAGAUGCCGAAAUUUCAGUUGUUUUCAAGUGGCUUGUACUGUAUUUUGCAUGGAACUAGGUAGUUUGCCUAUGGAUUUUGUUAUAGGUCAAGUACUUUUCUUUUGGUAUUGUUUCUCAGAUCAUCUGCCAUAAAUUUAUUUUGAAAGCAAGUCAUUAAGCAUUCAUGAUGAAA